AUGAUACGGUCACUAUCAGCCAAGGCUGAGAACGCCCUCGACCUCGCCCGCUUCACUCGGACGAUUAUCCAGAAAGAGCACAGGGUGAAGGCGCCCGGAUGCGCAGAAGUUCGACGACGAACUGACCGAUUGACACGUCAGAGGCCUGAACUGCAGGUCGGCGCGACUCGCAAGGCGCACAGGAGGAAUGGAGGGAAAGGAUGGGCAGAAGGGCGAGAACAGCGAGAAGUUGGAGCAGCGAUGAAGGGGACUUCAUAG
Penicillium robsamsonii is the source of this 258-nucleotide messenger RNA. RefSeq lists its product as uncharacterized. Bases 1 to 258 code for a protein of 85 amino acids. The record is from RefSeq and is a predicted model, not a curated record. NCBI's taxonomy places the organism in Eukaryota, Fungi, Ascomycota, Eurotiomycetes, Eurotiales, Aspergillaceae. The transcript has a single exon.